AUGACGAGCAUCAGUGGAGAGCACUCCGAAUCUGUAGGGGGUUCAUCCGUAGCACAGCCAAGCAUUUCGAACAUCGACGCCUCUAGUGAUUGCGGCCCCCUGGAACGCAAGCGAAAGUCCUCACGUUCGCCCUCUCCUUUCGCAGCGAGAGACGCAAUCAAGCUGAGCGAGGAGGCUGAAGCAGGCCCUUCUCGACCACUGCCCUCCAAACAAGCUCGUCCAGACGGCCAGCAAUCAGCGCAAGAGAGAAACAAAGCUAAGAAGCGUCAAAAAGCGUUGAGGAAACAAUGGGCUGAGCAGGUCGCCAAGACUGGAGAAAAGCCGAUUCAUCAUGAUAUCGUGGAGAUGCUUGGAGCGGACCUUGUCGAGCGGCUUAUCAAAGAAGGCAAAGAAUUUGAGGAGAGAAUGGACAGGAAGGAGUAUACACUGACAAUCGAUAGGCUCAGCUCUUAUGGCGAGGGGCUAGCAAUAUCACCGGAUGGGGACUGGGUGAUCGCGAUUCCACAUGCGUUGCCUGGGGAGCUUGUUCGAGCUUACGUCUUUGGUAACGAGCGGCUGUAUGCCAAGGCACGCCUUGUCGAAGUGGUCGAACGCGCACCUCUCCGGCAAGAAGCAGCUUGCCAGUACUUCAAGUCGUGCGCGGGUUGUCAAUAUCAGCAUCUUGGCUACGACGAGCAGCUUCGCAUCAAGCGAGAUGUCAUCAUCAAGGCUUACAAGCAUUUCUCCAAUCUACCGCCGGAUCUCAUCCCCGACAUAGCACCUACUCUACCCUCACCAGAACAAUUUGGCUACCGAACAAAACUCACGCCGCACUUUGAGCUGCCUUUUCAAAUUCGAGCGUUUCAUCGGAGCAAGGGCAAGAAAUCAUUGCCUGCCGUCCAGCCAGAGCUGCAGAUCGGCUUUGACCGCAUUGACGGGCCAGGUGUUCUGGACAUCGAAGAGUGUCCGCUGGCGACUCGCGUCAUCAACGAAGCUCUGCCUGACGCUCGUCAAGGUGUCAAAUCGAACAUUUCGAGCUUCAAGAAUGGAGCGACUCUUCUGCUUCGGGACUCCUUGCGCUCCCAUGACCCUGAAGAUGUGGCCUGCGAAGUCGUCAGAGAUCACAACGCAAGUGUGCGCGAGCGUGUAGAUAGCAUGAAGUUCGAGAAUCCUGCAGGCGCAUUCUGGCAGAAUAAUCGCUCCAUCCUUCCGUCGGUCAUCGCGUACGUUAGACAAGCGAUUGUGGACCAUCCUCCAGCGCCUUGGUCGGACGACUCGAAAAGAUACCUUGUCGACACGUACUGCGGGUCCGGCUUCUUUGCGCUGUGUUUGGCGGAUCUUUUCGAAAAGGUAUCGGGUGUGGAGCUUUCGAAGGAUAGCAUCAAGUAUGCAAAAACGAACGUGAAGCUGAAUGGAAUCAAGAAUGCCGACUUUCUGGCCGGCAGCGCUGAAAACAUCUUCUCUCAAAUCAGCUUUCCAUCCCAUAUGACGACCGUGGUGAUAGAUCCGCCCAGGCGAGGCUGCGAUGUGCCCUUCCUGGAGCAGCUGCGCAAGCUCAGCCCUCACCUCAUCGUCUACGUAUCUUGCAACGUCCACACUCAAGCUAGAGACAUCGGAUGGCUGCUCGAGGCGGAUCCUGACUACAAGAUCGUCUCGAUACGAGGGGCCGACUUCUUCCCACAAAGUCAUCACGUUGAGAGCAUUGCGGUGCUUCACAAGCCAAACAAGCCGGCAGGCCCGCCGUCGUAG
Ceraceosorus guamensis is the source of this 1728-nucleotide messenger RNA. RefSeq names its product S-adenosyl-L-methionine-dependent methyltransferase. The transcript has 8 exons. Gene Ontology annotation, molecular function: tRNA (uracil(54)-C5)-methyltransferase activity, S-adenosyl methionine-dependent. Gene Ontology annotation, biological process: tRNA processing. NCBI's taxonomy places the organism in Eukaryota, Fungi, Basidiomycota, Exobasidiomycetes, Ceraceosorales, Ceraceosoraceae. The record is from RefSeq and is a predicted model, not a curated record. Bases 1 to 1728 code for a protein of 575 amino acids.